This is a messenger RNA of Hemicordylus capensis (graceful crag lizard), 4546 nucleotides long. It is a transcript of the gene SMUG1, whose product is annotated as single-strand-selective monofunctional uracil-DNA glycosylase 1. Gene Ontology annotation, molecular function: single-strand selective uracil DNA N-glycosylase activity; oxidized pyrimidine nucleobase lesion DNA N-glycosylase activity. The transcript has 10 exons. Gene Ontology annotation, biological process: base-excision repair. The record is from RefSeq and is a predicted model, not a curated record. NCBI's taxonomy places the organism in Eukaryota, Metazoa, Chordata, Lepidosauria, Squamata, Cordylidae. Bases 918 to 1697 code for a protein of 259 amino acids.
CAAAGAUGGCCGUGGGGCUCUGCAGGAGUUCGGUUUCCCUGAAGGGCCCUACCUUGGCGGCACUGGGAAAAGCUCAGCAUUGCGUGGAGGUCAGCUUGGUGAGAAAUGGCUCUCACCCUGAAACAGCUGUCAUCCUUAAAACCAGAAAUUGUUAGCAGCCAUCACAACAUCUUGUGGCACUGAGUUCCAAAGAUGCAGGGAGCCGAAUAGUGUGUGAAGAUUUGGACCAGGAAGAUCUGAGCUGAGGUGCCUAGUACUCAACCAGCCUUGGGUUGUCUUGGGCAUUUGCUUUCUUUCACAUCUCACGGGGAUUUUUGGAGGAAGAGCAGGAUAAAAAUGUGCUAAAUAUAAAAAUGGGUCUGAGGGCAUGCAAUGUUGCAUCCCAGUGAAGCUGAACAAGUCUACAUCUAUCACAGGACCCAGCAGCUUAACUAGGAAUCAGAGCUUAACUGUGGAGGGAGGAGCCCAGCUGAUCCUGAAGUCAGAUGCAGAGAGCUACUGUGGAAUGAGAACAAACAGUUCCUGUGCUUAUAACAGCUGCAUGGAAGGCAGAAAUUCAACAGGAGAGGGAGGGUUGGAGCAUCCCGCAGCAUGUACAACAGGGCACUGUUUUCCUGAAGCUGCAGCACACACAGAGAUGUGUCGUCGGAGAAAACUCCUCUGCAGUCACGGUCUUGGUCCAGGGACCCAUUCUGGAGAAUAAGCUGCUGCGCACUGUAUCGACACUUUCAAGGAGCUGUCCACCAGGACCCCAAGAUCUCUCUCCUGGCCAAUAGAUGGAGCCCUCUGCACAAGGCAACCAGAGAAGGUGGGGGAAGCGAUUUCCAUGCAGCGGCUGGAAGAAAACCUUAACCCUUCCUGUUUCUCAGGAGCUGGAAUGAUGGAACAACAACAACACAAAUAGAGGUGUAGCUCCAAUGAACUCUUCCAAGGGCCCCACGAGUUUCCUGGAGGGGGAUGGCUUGGCUGAGCACUUUCUCCGCAUAGAGCGAGAGCAGAUCGUGCGCUUGAAGGACCUCACUUUCCUUGAGCCCGUCCAGUAUGUCUACAACCCUCUGGAUUAUGCCUGGGAGCCUCACCAGGACUAUGUGCGUAGAUACUGUCAAUCCCGCAAGGAAGUCCUCUUUCUUGGCAUGAACCCAGGGCCCUUUGGCAUGGCGCAGACUGGGGUGCCCUUUGGAGCAGUGCAGCUUGUCCGGGAUUGGCUGCAAGUAUGUGGGCAAGUGUCUCGGCCGGCUAACGAGCACCCCAAGAGACCUAUCCGAGGCUUGGAGUGCCCGCAGACGGAGGUGAGUGGUGCCCGCUUCUGGGGCUUCUUCCGCUCAGUGUGUGCUGGCCCGGAGAUGUUCUUCCGCCACUGUUUUGUUCACAACCAUUGCCCACUGCUCUUCAUCAGUCAGAGCGGCCGCAACCUGACUCCAGCUGACCUGCCAGCUGCCCAGCGGGAGCAGCUGUUGCAGGUCUGCGAUGAUGCCCUGUGCGAAGCCGUGAAGCUGCUGGGUGUUGCCAUGAUCAUUGGCGUGGGACGCUUUGCUGAACAGCGCGCUCGCAAGGCCUUGUCAGCUGCUGGGAUCCCAGUGCGAGUAGAGGGGGUGAUGCAUCCAUCGCCACGCAACCCCCAAGCUAACAAGGGCUGGGAUGCAGUCAUCAGAGCAAAACUGGAGGAACUCGGUGUGAUGGCUCUCAUCACAGGCUGACUCAUGCAUGGAACCAAGAUGGAGAAAAGAAGCCUUGUUAGAUCUCGUUUGCUCCUGGGUGUCAUGCCUUCUGAAUACGCCUCUAACUUCAGAUGCAUUUCUGAACAUUUUCACUGGUGUGGGUGAAGAACCUACAGAACUAUUCUAGUGUCGACACUACUUCCAUUCUUUUUAUUGCUCCUUUCACUUACACUACUCUUCUUUGCCCUCUUCCAGUGUCCUGAUCAUUGACUCCAGGUUUUCCUGAAGUCCAAGCCUGGACAUUUUCUGGGAUUUGGGCUUCAAGCCCAUCUCUGUUUGUUGCGUGUAUGGUGCUAAACCUAAUCCCAACUCUCUGUAGAACCUCUUCCCCACUUUGGUUCCUCUGUGGCCACAUUCACAAUAGACAGCAAAAUUGGAGCUCUGGCCAAGUCUGUUCAGCCUGCAUUCUUGCCAAACCUUUGCUCUUGUAACACUUAGAUCUGCCUUAUACUGAAUCGGACUAUUAACCCAGUAUCAUCUGCUCCAGCUGGCAGCAGCUCUCCAAGAAUUCUGUCGGGAACCUUUCAAGCUCUGUUGCCGGAGAUUAUUUUUUAGUGGAGAUGUGAGAAAUUGAAUUGGGGACUGUGUACAUUCAUAACAUGUGUUCUUCCAUGAACUACUGCCUUUUCUAGGUCCAAUUAAGCAAGUGGCAAUGGGGUGUGUGUGCUCAUACUCCAUUGUAUUGAUGAGAUACAAUGGGGGAUGUUCAUACUUCAUUGUAUAUGUUCGUACUUCAUUGUAUUUGAUGCAGCCACACCCCUCGAGCCAUGUGCUGACUAGAAAGGAGCAACACUUCUUGAAAUGUCAGUGCAGAUAUCUCCAACACUGUGGUUGAACGUUGGUCCUCCUCUAAAGGUCAGUUUCCCCUGCAACCAAGCCAGAAAUGGUACAUUAAAGAGUAAUUGCAUUAGGAAUACCUGGUUGUAUUCCUGGAAACAAGCUGAUAUAAGUGGGUUUUUAUUCUCCCAGUACUGGAACAGUUAUGCUGGAACUUGUGUUUAAGAUCCGUUGCCUCUGACACUAAGGGUCAAUUUGUGCCAAAUGUGUGUCCUGAGAAUGUAGGUAUUGUGAAUCCAGGCAGAACUCAGCACAUUUCAAAGCAUCCCAACUCUCCAUUCAACCAACACUUACCACACUAUUGCUCAAUCACCUUUUGGCAGCUUUGUGGUCGUGUGGUAAUUGCUGGUUAGGUUCAAAGCUGGGCAGACAGAUGCUGCAGCAUGCAUGCGUCUCCGCAUUCUGACUAUGCCAAUGUGGUCAUGUGAUCUGGACAUAGCUCUGAACAGAUGGGGGUUGCUCCAACGUGGAGUCCAGAUACUGACUCAUGUAUCACUUUGGCAACCUUUUAUGUGCUAGUUUCAUUGAAUUCUGCAGUCGCCUAUGCCAGCAGUCAUCAGCAUCCUAUCCCUGAUGGGAGAACCAUGCUCUGUGGGGCUGGAUGGGAAUUCAGAUCUUUGGAACCCACCAUCAAAUUCCAAUAUGUAUAUUGGGAUAUUCCUUUGCUAGGAAGCUGGAUACCUCCUGCACCAUACCGAGAGCUUAUAAAGGAGACAUUAAGUAGGGAGGGAUUAUUAUCUCUUAUUGAAUCAAUCUGAGGUGUUUAAAAAGUACUCUGCAAACUUUUUCAACCAGAUUGCCUUUGCCAGAUUUCAGAGCAAAAGUUAAAUGAAAUUGAUUUUUUCCCCUGUAACGUAGCCAAGGUUGAUAACUGGUCAUUUGGUUGCUUUCAGGGGAAAAACAAGAGAGGGGCCAGGGCUCAGAAGUAGAGCACAUGCUUUGUCUGCAAAUUCAGCUUCCAUUAAAAGAAUCAAACUGGACCAAACUGGAUGAGAUGGGGUGUUUGUUUAAACUUAGCUAUGCUCCCGAUGAUGUUUAAAGCAGGGUUGGGUAGGUUUAGUGUUUAGAAGGAAAGAGGAGUGCCGGUUAGGACGGUUAAACCCUCUCUUUGCCCAUGGCUUACCUGGAGGCCUUUCUCUUUGACUGAGCUCCAAUACCAGAAGUGAGCUUGGCUUGGCAGAAAAGCCCACAGAGGAGCAGAGCAAGUAUUGGAGGAUUCAGCUCCCCUUACCCAGAUGUCCCUUUUGUUCCAUUUUGUACUUGAUUCUGGCAGCGCCAGGUUUAAACAACUGUCCUACUGACAUCCUAUUUAGUUUAACCCUCGGAUGGCAAAGCUGGAAAAAAUUCUUACUUGAGCCCUUGGAAGCAUUGCCAGUUGGAGCAGUGGGUACUGGGUUAGCAAGCCAGUGGUCUGACCUAUCAUAAGGCAGAUUCAGAUGUUCCAAAGGUUGCUUGUGGUCCAAGAGAGGGUGUCUGAAUGGGAUUUUCCUUCAUCGUGCAUUUUGGCUUUUUCCUUUGGGGUCCCUCGUACCCUUGUGCCAGGUUGGAUGGGAAGUAAUAAUCAGGUUCACCUUUUCUUCCACUUUCCAUCUAAAGCUAGCAGAUACUUUGCACUUCUGGUUGAAACCACCAUGACUCACUUUGUAGGAGUUAGUAGCACAGUCCAACUCACAGCUUUAAGAGAUAGUUCUCACUUGAAAUCAGUGUCUGGAUCUUGUAUAGUACUGAUGGAAUCUCUUCAUUUUGGGAAGGCAUUUUGGCUCUGGUAUGUCAUUAUGAUAAAGAACGUUCUGCACUCCACAUGCUGCCCAUGACAGAAAAAGAAGAGAUCAAGGAUGGAUUCUCCUUUUUUAAUACAGAGCAAUACUUUUGGCGAUUAAAUUGUAAAUUCUCACACACUAACAACGCCCAUCCUUCAAUCUCCUUAUGGUUGUAUUUAUUUUGAAGGGUUUGUGAUACAUGUAUUCAAUAAACAUAAUGUUUUGCUUAUG